CUUAUCUUUAAGGAAGCCACGUCACGGAUUGAUCAGAUGGUGUCCAGGAUUUCUUCAGACACGAUGUAUACCUUUGUUGUAUUGGCUGGCUUUGUAGGCAUCGCCCUAGGGCAGAAUACUCCGUGUGGUGUGCCUAUUGUUAACCCUAUCACCAGCAGAAUUACCGGGGGUAAAGAUGCUAUAGCUGGUUCCUGGCCCUGGAUGGUAAUGUUGGUAGAUGACCUCGGAUUCAUCUCCGGAAGCGCCUUUAUUCUCGGCAAACAUACCUUACUAACGUCAGCCCAGCACUUUGAAGGCGACAACUACCAUCUUGCUGACGUAAACACAGCCCAGUGGACCAUGUAUUUUGGAGCUCAUAACAUCAACACAGCCGGACCACAUGAGAGGAAUUAUACUAUAAAAUCUGUCACAGUGCACGAGAAUUUUGAUGUCAAUACCCUAGAGAAUGAUCUUGCUCUUAUUUACACCAAUGAGGAGAUAGUUUAUAAUGACCACACACAACCAAUAUGCCUGCCAAAUCCAGGUCACACCUAUAAGGUGGGACAGAUGUGCUAUCUGGCCGGAUGGGGAGACACAGGUAACGCUAACGAUGAGGUACUGAAACAAGUAGGUUUGCCAAUUAUGUCAGACGCCACCUGCCAAGGACAUUGGCAAGAUUAUUUGCCAGGUACAGAACUGUGUGCAGGGUAUGAAAACGGCGGAAAAGACUUUUGCGGUGAUGACAUUGGCAGCCCUCUGAUGUGUAAAGAUGCAUCAGGUGCCUGGUAUGCUCAAGGUAUAGCAUCUUCUGGUGGUGACUGCACGGUUGCUGACGAGCCCGGGAUUUUCGAGGACGUGUCCAAAUAUACCAAUUGGAUCAAGACCAGCAUGGCCUCAGCCGGUUACCCGUAUGAAUACUAAUGUAUUUACAUGAGUGCAAAAUAUUUCAAUAAAAUAUAAUUGUAUUA
This is a messenger RNA of Mercenaria mercenaria, 947 nucleotides long. Its product is annotated as plasma kallikrein-like. The record is from RefSeq and is a predicted model, not a curated record. The coding region runs from base 37 to 900 and encodes 287 amino acids. Gene Ontology annotation, biological process: proteolysis. Lineage: Eukaryota; Metazoa; Mollusca; Bivalvia; Venerida; Veneridae. Gene Ontology annotation, molecular function: serine-type endopeptidase activity. The transcript is spliced from 7 exons.